Molecule: messenger RNA, 855 nt
Organism: Drosophila mauritiana
Lineage: Eukaryota; Metazoa; Arthropoda; Insecta; Diptera; Drosophilidae
Exons: 3
Coding region: 110-412 (100 amino acids)
Molecular function (GO): protein binding
Source: RefSeq, a predicted model, not a curated record
UGACAAGGCGAAAUAUAAAAAGUAAAAUUUCUUACAGUCUCUGAAAACUUUUGUGGAAUUAAAUUUCAAUGCGAACUUGGCAAAAAGCGCGAACGGUUGGAUAGUAAAAAUGCAAAUUGUCUGCAAGUUGGGCAACAAAAUACUUCUCAUUUGUGUGCUUCUAGGGAUCUUAACAAUAGUUGGCGGCCAGCUUUUUUCCUUGAGUGUAGCUCCCAAGAAGUGUCAUGAUGUGUGUCCCAUGGGAUAUCGGGUUGUGUGCGCCCUGGACGUCCUAGAUGGCUGCCUCAGAUCAUUUGCCAGCAGUUGUGUGAUGCGAAUGUACAACUGCAAGUACCAGAAGGAUUAUCGCAUAAUAGCGGAGAGGGCAUGUGAAUUUAUCAGUAACGACGAACUUCUAGGGAUGGACAUCUAGCGGCGAAAUAUGAAAGCUGCUUGGUGCUGUUGUCUGCGGCCAGAGGGCGCCAGCUGUCAACGGCGCACGCGUCGUAUACGCGAUGCAAGGCGCAGGGAAUUGCGCGUGGAUGCGAACGGGCAGGAUAUAUACCAGCAGCGAGCAGUGCUGUAUUUAUGUGUAACUCUCAACUCUCUAGGCACGCGUCACGUCACCUCCGCGAACGAAAAUCGCCAGUUUUCCUCCGUUAUUUUCCCGGAAAAUCCAUCCUUUUUGUACGCCAUCGUUACUGUUUUAAAUCGCACUAAUAAAUUAUUAUAAAUCGUAGUUUAAGUGUUAACGCCUAGGCCAAGAGUGUUUUGUUUGUGGCAGUGAUAUUCAACCGAAGAAGUUGGGAAAAGUAAAAAGUCAAAGCUGUUGGCCACAAGUCAAAAAUUGUUUGGGCAGGCAGGAGCAGCACAAAG